Messenger RNA from Mesorhabditis belari, 414 nucleotides. Lineage: Eukaryota; Metazoa; Nematoda; Chromadorea; Rhabditida; Rhabditidae. The record is from the annotation of a GenBank genome assembly.
AUGACUUUCAAGAAUCUGAGCCACGGAAUUUGGUUCUUUUCGCUUCUUUCGACUGCUCAUUUAUUUCCUAUGAAUACCAGCAGUGACAUAUCGUUAUGGCCGGAAUUCCAUGAGGAAAGUUGCAAAAUCGCUCCAUCUACUCAACAGGUGAAUUUUCUACCACUUUUGAAAUCUCUGAGUGAAUUUUUCCGCAUUGGGAAUUGUUCAAACGCUUGCGGAAAGUUGAUCACUGAGCUAAUUAACGGAAAAGCUGCGUCCAGUCACUGCGUGUGCACCCGAUUCUCCGACGAAACUGAUGACAAACUUAGCGGAGAUUUUGUGGAGACUGCGACUGGUGGAGGGGCACACUGGCAAUUAGCGGCCGACUCGAUUGAUGCCAAAGUAGCGAUGACAGCUUUCAUCGUUUUGCUCACA